AAAGCUACAGCACCCUCGUUUACGUGCCUUGAGGAGUCCGAACCACCCCUCGACUAUCCGAGCAAAAUUAAUCUUACUAUUUCGCUCCCCCUUUUUCUUUACGACUAUUCGUGGUAGGAUUAUCGAAUUUCGUCCACUUGAUUGCCUCACGCCUUAAUUAAAAGAGAACAGAAAGAAAAGGAAUAAUAUUAUGUUUGUUAACUCUAAAUAGCCGACGAUUUUUCUACUAUGUUAAUAAUGUGAUGUAAUUUUCGAGUCUCAAGGGUUAACGUUACUCUACUAAUGGCGCCCUUUCGAUUUCUUCUGAUACAGCUAAUAAAUAAAGCGUGCAAUUCAAGUUUUCCCAAGGAUCGGCACCACGAUCGCGCUCAGAUUAGAUCAGAAUUGCGUCAACAUUCGACUUGCAUAACAAGGUCUGCAAUCUGGUCUGCACCUUUUCAUUUAAAGUCGCGACUUCAGCUCGAAUCGUCACGAGCAAUUAACCUGCGACUUUCAAUUAUUUAUCUAAUAACAAUUCUCGAUAAUAGAACAAAGGACAAAGUAAGCAGAUUGUAAAUUCGAUAGAUGGGAAAACAGUUUGAAAGAAGAUCAAUUUCUAUCUUACCGGCGUGGAAACACCUCAAGCUUGAUUACGUUGGAAACUAUUUCGAAUUUCAUUAUUUGCUUUCGUACUAUAAUAGUACAUACAUAGAACUAAAAUUUCGGUUAAUCAUUGUUAAUCAUUUAUGCAUGAUUAUUGUUUUUUUGUAACGUAUAUACGUAGCAUACGUUUGGAGUUUGACUCCGACUCCAAACGUACUUCAAACGGGUAAACAAAUUUUGAAAAGGCGAAUGUUGUGUAUAUAAGUAAGAGCGAACUAUUUGUCACGGGAAACAUUCGCGUCUGAACCAAAGAAGAGAACGUUGGCGACUGUUGAAAUCUUUCUCCGUGAUUGAAUCUGUACGAACAUUACGGUGAUAUUCAAUUAAUUACAGUGUUAAAUGAAAAUAGUUCACGUGGACAAUAAAAAAGAAAGUGAAAUAAAUACUUCCACGAGAAAGAAUUUCAACCUGCCAUUGAAUUUCGAAAGCAAACACAGCUACAGUUAAAGAAUCCUAACAAAAUGAGUUGCAGGAAAUCAACCACGAAGAAAACGACCAGGAAAUCGUUUUGUUGCGGGGGUGGUAGACGUCGUUCAGAAAGUACGAGCAGUAGCUCGUAUUCCAGUACUUCUGAAUCCUCUUUCACAUCAGACUACUCUGAUAGCUGUGCAUGUUCAGGGUGCGAUUGUUUCGAUAGCACGCCUCAAAGGCGAAAAGGCAAAGGAAAAGCGAAAAAUCGAAAUUCACGGUCGUCGCGAUCAACGAAGAAAGCUUGCGGUUCGAGGCCGUCGAAGAAGAAGACGUCUCGUCGCAAGGGACGUUCGUCGUCACCGUGCACGUGUUCCGAAUGCGAUUGCUCGGAAUCCUCCAGCACUGGCGAAGAAUGUUGCAAUUACGUGACAAGCAAGAAACGUCGUAAAACGAGAGCUUAAAUCCAAUUUCAUCCAUUCUCUCGUUCAUUUGCUCGUAAAUUAUAUAAUAACUUGUUUAUUUAUUACUCCCACUGCUGUGUAACCAUUUAUACGUCGAUAUUCGUUCACUUGUUUUAUCAUGUUUUAUACACUACGACGCGAUAUCAAUGAUUUUAUACCUAUAACACGUAUCCUAAAGCAUCCUUAUGGUUUUAUGAGACCAUUAGUAUGUGUAGAAUGUUAGCUAUAAGCAAGAAUACAAAACAAAACAGCGUGGUUAAAAACAAUAUAAUGUAACGCUAAUAAUAAAGGAAAUCAUU
Molecule: messenger RNA, 1813 nt
Organism: Osmia lignaria (orchard mason bee)
Lineage: Eukaryota; Metazoa; Arthropoda; Insecta; Hymenoptera; Megachilidae
Source: RefSeq, a predicted model, not a curated record